Molecule: messenger RNA, 1079 nt
Organism: Lolium rigidum
Lineage: Eukaryota; Viridiplantae; Streptophyta; Magnoliopsida; Poales; Poaceae
Exons: 6
Coding region: 1-849 (282 amino acids)
Molecular function (GO): metal ion binding
Source: RefSeq, a predicted model, not a curated record
AUGGCGGCGGCCGCCGACGCAUCCGCCUCGUCCUCCGGCGCUGCCCGCAGCGACGCGGCGGCGGGGGCGGCGGGCGCGAGCGCUGCGUGUCCUUGCCCCAUCUGCCUCGAAUCCUUCAGAGACGAGGCCUACCUCGACGCCUGCCUGCAUUCGUUCUGUUUCAAGUGCAUAACUCAGUGGGUGAAGAUUGUGGCGAGCAAGCAUGAAGAACCCUUGUCCUCUGUCAAAUGCCCCCUGUGCAAGACUGAGAAUGUAUCAAUCAUUCAUGCUUUUGAUGGUGAAUCAUUCCAGAGGCAUUACAUAGAGCAGGACCGGGGGAAGAGGUAUCUUUCAGACACACAGGAGUUUAUAUCCCAAAUUUACAACACAAGAGAGAUUUCAGACGAUGCAGCUAGUGUAGAGCAAUACUGGAAGCAACGGAAGUAUCUUCGCAAGAACAUGUGGCUUGAAAUGUGGCUGAGACAGGAAAUUCAGGCUCUGACACAGGAUGAGAAUGUUGAGACCAUAGUUUACCACAUCCAUGGUGUCAUCGAGUCUUUCAUGAAGAGGCAAGAAAAACUACACACUUUGAAGCAGACUUUGCCAGAGCAAACAAGGGAAGAGUUCAGGAGUUUGCUCUCAGACACCGCUAGGCCGUUCCUCCUUGGACGGACAGCGCGGUUCGUCGCAGAGUUAGAGCUCUUCCUGAUCUCACAACGGAAUAUCGAUGCGUACAGCAGAGCCCGUGUCCAGAGAUUCACGGAGUCUGCUUCGCAUGUGGCAAGAGAGCAGGAUGCACUACCUCGGGACCGCCCCCUUGAGGAUCACUACUUGUACCUUCUGAGCGAUGAAACAGGCGGUGAGAUAUAGUGAUCUGACAUUGUUGUUCUGUAGAUUCUGCUGGUGUUGUAGUUAUAUGUUCCGGUGUAAAUCAGAGAUCGGCCUUUGCUGUGUUCGCUUGUUUGUUCUUACAGAGAUUGGCCUUUGCCGUGUUUGCUUGUUUGUUCUCACAGAGGUCGGCCUUUGCUGUGUUGGCUUGUUUGCUCACCCGAUUCAGAAUGAUCACAGGUUACUAUAUUUUAUGAUAUAUCUGUUUCAGA